UUUUCAGUGAUGCUUUAAAAGAUCUGGUUUAACACAAGUGAGGAAAGGGUUACCUUUUUGCUCUCAGCUCACCAUAUGUAAUAUUUCUGUUACACCCUAAAUCUGGUGUGAUUAAAAACUUGCAGGCUAACUUCUAUACACUCAUCUAAAUAAUUAUUUUAGAAAAGAGGGUACCAGUGUUACUUCAACAAAUGACCUUGGUCACAGAGAAACAUUUAUAUUACACUCCCUUGAUGUUAAACAGGAUAUCUCUAUGGAUACAGAAAUAAACAGAAGAUAACAGCCCUUCAGCUUUUAUAGCAGCAUUGCAUUCUAGAGACGAGACAGGAACGGGACUUUACUGUGAAGGCUGUCAGAGCACAGAAGAGGGAGUUGAGAGGCUCAUUGAUUUACAACUAACAGAAGACGUGAAGAGGGUGAACUUCAGGUCAAGAGACAAAACAAUUUUAGCCUGAUAUUUUUUCUAUUCACAAUCGUGCAGUGUCUUGAGAAGUAAUUGACUGACAUCCAAAAAAGCAUGUAUGCAGCACCAAACCCACCUGCUUUCAAGUGCUGCUAACGUUACUGUGAGGAACAAAAGUUUAAAAUGGCAGAAGGUUCAGAAGUGGACUCUUUACUGGAGGCUUUCAGAAAAUUCGCAAUUCAUGGAGAUACAAAGGCAACUGGCAAAGAAAUGAAUGGGAAGAAUUUUGUAAAACUGUGUAAAGACUGUAGAAUCAUUGACGGCAAAAACGUCACCAGCACUGAUGUAGACAUUGUAUUUACCAAAGUAAAAGGAAAAACAGCUCGGGUAAUAUUAUAUGAAGAAUUUAACAAGGCACUGGAGGAACUGGCACCGAAGAAGUUUAAAGGGAAAAGCAAAGAAGAAGCUCUAGAAUCCAUGCACCAGCUGAUAGUGGGAAAAGAACCAGUAAAUGUUGGCACAACAAAAACACUAAAUGCAGGAGCAGUGGACAGACUUACAGACCCAACUAAGUACACAGGUUCCCACAAGGAGCGCUUUGAUGACACUGGCAAAGGAAAAGGAAAAAGUGGUCGAGAAGAUAUUGUAGAAAAUACUGGUUAUGUGUCCGCAUACAAGAAUGCUGGAACUUACGAGACCAAAUUAAAAAAAUAAACCACUGCAAUUUCUCAGUGAUAUUGUAGCUAAAAUUAGAGCAAAUAAUUAUUAAAUAGAUUUAACCAGUAAAAACAAUAUUGGCAACUCUGAUAUAAUACUAUUUAUAUACAUAUGUAUAUAUAAAGAAAUGUGUUAAUAUCUUUUUUUCUAAAAGAAAUGGCUUGCAAACAUAAGUCCUAUUUUUUUAACUGCUCUGAAUUGCUGCAUAACAUUUAUUUACAGCAGUAGACUGGCAAAUGUGUUUUAGUUCAAGUGAUUGUUCUGUGAGCUUGUGUGUAUUGUUUCAUGAUUUCAGCAUGAAAAAAAUUAUAGAAAAAAGUCUGAACAGAAGUAUGAAACAUGUUUCAGUCAAAAGAAAAAAAAGCUCGUAUGUUUAUGAAGUUUAUGUUAAAUUUAAUGUGAUUGAAAUUUAAAAUAAAACAAUUAAAAUAA
Messenger RNA from Protopterus annectens (West African lungfish), 1552 nucleotides. It is a transcript of the gene TPPP3, whose product is annotated as tubulin polymerization promoting protein family member 3. The transcript is spliced from 7 exons. Gene Ontology annotation, biological process: microtubule polymerization; microtubule bundle formation; positive regulation of protein polymerization. Lineage: Eukaryota; Metazoa; Chordata; Ceratodontiformes; Protopteridae. The record is from RefSeq and is a predicted model, not a curated record. Gene Ontology annotation, cellular component: microtubule. Gene Ontology annotation, molecular function: tubulin binding. The coding region runs from base 587 to 1117 and encodes 176 amino acids.